Molecule: messenger RNA, 4700 nt
Organism: Cynoglossus semilaevis (tongue sole)
Lineage: Eukaryota; Metazoa; Chordata; Actinopteri; Pleuronectiformes; Cynoglossidae
Gene: cuedc1b
Product: CUE domain containing 1b
Exons: 11
Coding region: 512-1708 (398 amino acids)
Molecular function (GO): ubiquitin binding
Source: RefSeq, a predicted model, not a curated record
UGCGGGUGGGUGAAUAAGGGAAGUGAGGGAGGGACAGACCGUAUCCUUCUGGCUCCCGUUACGAUGCUUCAAUCACAGAAAGCACCGUCCUGCUGUUCGACUGUGCGUCCCGUCCAAACUGGAACCAACUGAUAGUCGUUUCUGUGCUGCUGUCAAUGGCGAUGCCUUCACUGCAGCUAUGCCUGUCCCCUGGAGAAUUUUGACCUGAUUUUUUUCAUCUCGUGACAGGACCUGCGCCUUUUUAUCUCACCUGAUUGUUAUGAUCUGUGGAAACCUGAUACUACGGUCGGUCAUGCCAAAGAGUACUGAUUAAUACAAAAGCAGCUCUUGGUGGGUUUACUCCAGGUUCUGUGAGGUCCAGCAGAUGACUACUUUUUUAAGUGUAAGAAUGAGAAACUGAGUUGUGACAAGAAAGCGGAAAGAAAGUGAGACUGAAGGAGCUGAAAGUGACAGACAAGUAGAGCCAUCCUUUGACUAGGUUGGCAACACAGAAGGUAGCACUGCCCUGAGGAUGACCAGCCUGUUCAGGCGCAGCAGCAACAGCAAUGGAGGCUCCAGAAACAGUGGAAGCGGGGGCGGAAGUGGCAGUGGACAGGGGCAGCUCAACAACAGUAGACCUAACCGGCAAGUCCGGCGCCUGGAGUUCAAUCAGGCCAUGGAGGACUUCAAAACUAUGUUUCCUUCGAUGGACUACGAGGUAAUUGAGUGUGUGCUGCGCUCCAACAAUGGAGCUGUGGAUGCAACCAUCGACCAGCUCCUCCAGAUGAGCAUUGAUGGACAGGGCUCGGAUGACAGCUCAGAUUCAGAUGACAGCAUCCCGCCAGAGAUUUUAGAGCGAACUCUAGAACCUGACAGUUCUGACGAGGAGCCACCUCCAGUCUACUCUCCACCAACAUAUGACAUGCACAUUUAUGACAGAAAAUACCCAGAAGCCCCACCAACACCACCACCCAGAUUUGAAGUUCAGCCACCUCCAGGUCACCAGCAGGUCAGAAGCUACAGGAAUUGGAAUCCCCCAAUGCUUGGAAACCUCCCUGAUGAUUUUCUGCGCAUUCUGCCUCAGCAGUUAAGUAGUACAACGAGCUCACAGAGCAGUCUCUCCCAGCCUUCUUCAUCCUCCUCCUCGGUUUCUUCCAUAAGUCAGUGGACAGGCCAUUCUGGUUCACGGUCUGGUGCUGCAGGCGCUUCAGGAGGAAGCGCUGCAACAAGCGGGGGCACGGAGCAAGACAAAAAACUGAAGCAGUACCUGGAGGAUGAGCGCAUUGCCCUUUUCCUUCAGAAUGAAGAGUUUAUGAAGGAGCUGCAGCGGAACCGCGAGUUCCUCAUCGCCUUAGAGAGAGAUCGCUUGAAGUAUGAAUCAAAGAAAUCAAAGUCCAGUCAUUCAUCUAGCAUGGAGAAUUCCACAGGAGAACAGUAUCCUGCUUCAGUGGAGGCCAUCUCAGAUGACGCCCUGUUUAGAGACAAACUCAAACACAUGGGCAAAUCAACAAGAAAAAAGCUGUUUGAAAUCGCCAGGACAUUCUCAGAAAAAACCAAGAGGAGAAAGUCAAAAAAGAGGAUGCUGCUGAAGCACCAUUCACUGGGUACAGCCAACUCCACAGCCAAUCUCCUUGAUGAUGUGGAGGCAAACCCCUGUGAGGAACAUGGUCAGCCGAGGAAAGCAAACACUCAGGAAGAGAAUGAACCACACAGUGAGCCAAUAUCAUGAUCCUCUCAUGCUGUGCCUAUCAGGGUUACGUUGGACAAGGCAGCGUGAGCCUCACGAUGAGCCGACUUUUAAACUCUCCUUAAACCUGCUGACCCUCCAGACGUUUGUAGUCCAGCCAACCGAUGGCUCAAAAAGCAGCCAGUUUUCUUUUUCCCAGGGCGAGGAAAUGGACCCUUCCCAGCAGCGGGUUAACUCUGUCUUUUCUGUAUGAUAACACUUUGUUUAUAUAUAAUUUUAAAUGUAAAGAUAAAAAAACAUCAGUAACCACAAGUAUUUGUUUUAAAUAGAAAGGAACACUAGCAUAUAUCAAUGAUCAAUCUCUGAGUGUUUUUUUUUUUUUUUUCUCAAUAUGCAGCGAUGUACAGUAGCAGGCUGUGUGUUUUUGAGCGGCCUCCGCCCCCCAGGUUGGGCCUUUCAUACACAUGUGCACAUUCCUCUUUGUACCUACGUAGACCUCUAUGUUGUUGUUCUGUUUUUUAAUUGUACAUCUUUAAUCAGUUUUGGUUUUUUUAAUCUGAAUAUUGAGACCAUUUUUGUUGUAUCUACUCAUUUAUGGUCAUGAUGUCACACGUGGAGAACUAUCGCUCCACAGAUCAUCAGUGCAGAUGAAUAGUUCUUUUCCACAUUGAACUAAAACUGAUUGGAGUUCUUUCAUUGUGGCACCAGCUCAGCUGAGCUCUGACGUCAUCAUCAUUAAAUCAGUGUUUGUCGCACUCUGACAGCCUACAGCAGGGGUCUGGAUCAAUACCCCGGUGUUUGCGUUGGACGAUGGCCGUCAAGCGUCUGCCACUGUAGUGUGACGUCAUUAUCGUGUGUACACGGUUAAAGUCUGUCUGGAUGUGAUUACCUCCAGUCAGUUUGGAGUUUGGUCAUAGGUGCUUGAGCAGAGUCAGCCUGAGGUGACACACACACAAAGAAAAAGAAGAGUGAAUAAGAAACAGUCUCAGGUUACAUCCACACCACAUGUCUUUUCAUCAUCAGCCAAAACGCCGCACUAACAACAAACUAAAAGGAUGUCAUCAUCUUUUUAAACCUUUCAAAUCUAGUUUCCAAAACUGUGAGGCAGCUCAACAUCAACUCCCAGCGUCAGCGCAUUUGAAACGUCAACACAGUUUGGUUAAAGUGACUCUUGAAUUGUGUUCUGUUCGGUGCUUCAUACAAUGCCAGGAAUUCAUCACACUUAAAUGUUUCAGGACCGUUUAAGAUGCUGUGCUGAGACGGUCUCUGCACUACUGACCUCUGCUGGUUGGUCUUAGUGGCUGCAACCAAUACGCCAUGAUGAGUUUGAGUCCUUGUAAAUGGGGGUAAAUACGUUAAAGGAGUUUGAUGAAGUGAACACAAAGAGGUUAAAUUCCAAACACCGCACUGUUCACUCAGCCUUCAGCUGCAUGGUUUCCUCUUUCCUGUCCACAAAUCUUUGACUGUCCUGUUUUACAGUAAGAGAAACCCCGAGAUUUUUUUUCUCUUUCCUUAGUGCUGGAAUCUUAGCUUUAAGCUGACAACAAAUGUUAAUUACCUAAUUUUUAAGAAAAUACACAUGUGACACACUCAAUUCCGACUCUUAUUGAGAAUGUUGCUGCAAACUGACCUUUAAACUUCAAUGUACAGUCAAUCUGCAUUUAACCCAUCCUGGGGAUUGAGGGGGUUUUGGUGCUUGUUCGACCCCCCCACAGCCAGUCGUAGGGGAUUCUAGUUGUUCUGCGAUCUUUUGAUGACAAGCCCAGUCUUUGUACCAUAAAGGUCAUGGGCUAGUUUAAAAGUUUUAAUGCAUAAAACUUUGCAUAUCACCCGUCCAUACACACACACGCAGGAGCAGUGGAGCUUUGGUCGUGCCACGGUUUGGAUUUGAACUAAGACCAAUGAUUUUAACCACUAGGAUUAUGACAAAAAGAAGUAGCAAAACUCACAUUUGUAAAUGGAAAUUAAAGUUUGUGUAGCUGAAUGUUUACAAAGGUUUUAGUCAAAAAUGUCAAACUUACAGUUCUGGGUCUUCGCCAAUGAGCCUUCCCCAACUCUAUACACGGAUUCAGUGGCAGCUCUGCAUCUUUUGUGUUGCCUUACUGCCAUCUACAGUCUGUUUUCACCAGUCCAGCCGGAAACAUCCUGUCAAAAUACAAAAAAAUAGAUAACAACGGUCCUUAAACCAAGCCAUACAGUUCUAGUGACCUAAUAAUGACUAGGGAUUACUAACUUACUUUUGUACGUUUGAACAAAAAAAAAAUCACAUCUGAUCUUUCAACUCAGUAAAGAGAACUUCUCUGGUUUCCUACUGGUUGAGUAUGUUUAGUAACUCAUUCAUCUGCAUGUCACCAAACUAAGAUUAUAUCAUUUAGAAAAUCAUAGGAUUAUUGAGGAUGGAGUUACAGGGAGCUAAUGGUUCCUACAAGAUAAAACAGGAAGGAAAGAAGAACAAAAACAAACCCAGAGUUUCCUUCUGACUUGAUGAUUUCCUUCAGUUGAACCUUUAAAAAUCGUUCACAUCCUGAGCUGUUAUUGAGACUGCGUUGCUAUGGUGAUGAUGUGACAUGAAGCUGGAGAUGAGGCUAAAUGACGUAUAGGAAAAAAAACAAACAAAAAAAAGCUUUUAGUCCUCUACAUUUCACUGUGCUUUUGAUCGAUAUUUGUGGAUGUGACUGUAGCAUGGAUUAGAGACGUAGGAUUAGAGACGUAGAACCAGUGACGUAGCCUGUGUGAAUAGAAGGUUGUUGGGACGGAGGGUCAAAUGAUGAGCCGAUAAAACUUCAUCUGUGCAAUUUUAUGUCUGUGAUCAUCAGAUCAAUCACAGAAAAGUCCAGGUCAAAUCAGAGAAUUCUCUUUAUUUUCAAAUAAAUUCAAAUCAAUCACUUAAAUCGAUAAAUAAAAACUUGAACUCUUGACUUUAAAAUCGGUAAAUGAAUGUAGUUAUCAGUUUAGUGUUCUGUAGCAUUGGUGUCGUUAUGAUUGAAUUUUAAAAAGUAACUCAGUAACGCAUUCUUUUUUUCUUUAAAAAAAA